Messenger RNA from Bufo gargarizans (Asiatic toad), 924 nucleotides. Its product is annotated as olfactory receptor 49-like. The record is from RefSeq and is a predicted model, not a curated record. Gene Ontology annotation, cellular component: membrane. NCBI's taxonomy places the organism in Eukaryota, Metazoa, Chordata, Amphibia, Anura, Bufonidae. Gene Ontology annotation, biological process: G protein-coupled receptor signaling pathway. Gene Ontology annotation, molecular function: olfactory receptor activity; G protein-coupled receptor activity. The annotation marks the transcript as partial. The transcript has a single exon.
AUGGAGAGAAAAAAUGUUACAACAGUGACAGAAUUCAUUCUUCUGGGAUUGCCUCUGAGCUACCAGUUACAAAUCCUGCUGUUUGUGGUCCUCUCUGUAUGCUAUGUAAUAACUAUAGUGGGUAAUACAACAAUACUUGUAGUUAGCUUGACAGAUGCUCAGCUUCAUACUCCUAUGUAUUUCUUUCUUAGUAACCUGGCUCUGUUAGAUAUUUGUUUCACAUCUGCUAUUGUUCCUAAAGUGAUUUACAAUUUAAUUAGUGGAAGUAAAACUAUCACUUUUCAUGGAUGUCUUGCGCAGUCAUAUAUCUACUUUCUCUUUGGCACUACAGAAUUCUUGCUCCUGGCAAUGAUGUCUUUUGAUCGGUACGUGGCUAUCUGUCACCCUCUACGAUAUGGAGCUAUUAUGAAACCAAAGCUUUGCCUGAAGUUGAUUCUGUGCUCCUGGAUAGGAGGAUUCCUUGACACAAUUGCUCAAACCAUCCUCACUUUCCGACUGCCAUUUUGUGGCUCAAAUAUUAUUGACCAUUACUUUUGUGAUGUUGCUCCUUUACUGAAGCUGGCAUGUGGUGAUACCUAUCUUAUAGGGAUGUUGGACCUUAUACUGGCAUCAUCUUUGGUCUUGGGAUCAUUGUUAUUCUCCAUGGUUUCCUAUGGUUGCAUUAUAUUUGCCAUUACAAAUAUUUCUUCUGCAGCUGGACAAAAGAAAACAUUCUCCACCUGUGCUUCACACCUUACAGUGGUAUUCAUAGUGUAUGGGAGUUGCAUCUUUAUGUGCAUCAAUCCCUCCAAGAAUUCAAAGAUUGACUCCACCAAAAUUGUUGCAUUGCUUAACAGUAUACUUACCCCUCUUCUUAAUCCUUUAAUUUAUAGCUUUAGGAACAAGAACUUUAAAGAUGCACUAAAACGCACAAUAAAGAAGAAA